UCUCCACUCCCCCACCCGCCUCCUCUCCAUCGUGCCAUCCCCCCACCCGCCCCCAAGCACACCGAUCGAUCCAAUCCCGGUCGCCGCUGCUGCCGGAUUCGCCCGCCGACCAACCCGCACAAGCUCGCUCCCGCGCGUGCCGCCAUGCUGGCCUCGGCGAGGGGGUUCUGGGGGCGGCACCGCCGGAAGAUCCUCGUCUCGCUGGGCGUCGCGGGAGCGGGCUACGCCGCCUACCGCCUCUACGACGCGCACCGCGCCCAGCUCGUGCGGGUGGAGCAGCUGCGCGCCAGGGAGGAGCAGGCCGCCGACGACCUCGUCAAGAACCAGCUACAGGAACACUUUGAGAAGGUGCAGAGCAUUUGCGACAGUACCACAUUGCCUUUGGCCAUGCAUCAGCUCUGUGAAAAGAUAAUGAGUGAACUGGAUAUUUCAAAAUUGAUUGACAAGCUGCGGCAAGGGAAGGUAGAAUCAAGCGCACUGACACCAAAGGAGAAGUAUGAUACUUGGGAGGAGAUUAAGAUUAAGAGUUUCACAAAGACAGUUUCUUCAAUAUGGGCAAUGACAUUGCUUAGCUUGUACACUAGAGUUCAGGUCACCAUAUUAGGCAGGCAUCUAUACUUAGAUUUUGCCCGCGGUUCACAUCGUGCACAGAUACAGGAAGAGUCUGAUACCUUCAGUGAAAAUGGACACAAGAGCUUCCUUACAACGGCGGAUUAUCUUCCAACUGGCAAAAUCAAUGCAUACAUAAUGCAAAUGCAACAUGCUGCGACAGAAGUCCUAAAAGAGAAGCAGCUGAAAGACCUUAUGAGCACGGACCAAGUAUUGCAAACAGUAUUACAAAUAUUGGACAUGUUCAUGGGUCUUUGUGAAGAUAACUCAUGGAUAAAUUACCUUGUACCUGAUGAUGCCAGUGUUCAUGCACAGUUGAUGGCAGUGUCUAGUACUGGAUUUGAUGAUUCAUCACUCCUAAAUGAUUUCAGAAAGCUAGAACAACUAAUGGCUGAGACACGAAUAGUAUUGGCAAGCGAUGAUUUUAAAAAUAUCAUGGAGAGGUCACUGAGGAAGAUAGCUGACAUGGUGAUUGAGGACCUGGCUGCGCAGACUGGAAUUCCAAGUCCUCCGUCAGGAUUGCCCUUAGCGACACUUCUGCCCAGAGUUGCCCAUCUGAGUUCACCAUUGCUUGUGGAGCCGAACAAGAACAAACACAUUCAGAUGAUCCGAAGUAUGCCUGAAGUGGAGCUCUUCUACACAUUCCUGUAUGCAAACAUGCCACCGGAAACAUGAUCUUUGUGCUGAUGUGGAAACAACACUUCUGAAUUUUGGCUCCAACAGUCUGGCGGUGUGUGGAUGUUGAACAUUCUGCAAAUCUGGAACCCAAGAAAAAAACAUGGAGACACAGAAUGCUCAUAUCUGCCCCUGUAUAUGCUGAGAUAUUCCGCCGUUGCUAACAGGAAGUAACUGAGUGGAGUUCCUUCCAUCUGGAUUCUCUUUCUUUGAAGUUUGGGUUGUGCGUGUCUAGUUAGAACCCCACGCUCUGGUUCUCCUAUUUGCUAUAUUUUUGGGAGCUUACACGGUCACAAUUGUUGUGGAUUUUUAAUGGGUAAAAUGAUUAAUGUAUACUACAUUUCAACUGAGUAGGGCCUUUUUCUUGGGUGAAAUGUGUUACUUCACAUUUCAACUCAGUUGAGUCUUUUUUUGGGCGAAUGAAUAUUGGAGUCCGCAGUUUGGGACCUGAAAGGCAUAUAUUCUUGCUUGCACAAUUAUAUUGUGCUGUGGAGAGAAGUUAAUUCCUUGAAUAUUUGAGACAA
This is a messenger RNA of Setaria italica (foxtail millet), 1808 nucleotides long. RefSeq names its product peroxisome biogenesis protein 3-1. The coding region runs from base 145 to 1284 and encodes 379 amino acids. Gene Ontology annotation, cellular component: peroxisomal membrane. Gene Ontology annotation, molecular function: protein-macromolecule adaptor activity. Gene Ontology annotation, biological process: protein import into peroxisome membrane. NCBI's taxonomy places the organism in Eukaryota, Viridiplantae, Streptophyta, Magnoliopsida, Poales, Poaceae. The transcript has 7 exons. The record is from RefSeq and is a predicted model, not a curated record.